GCGACUUCCUCCUCGCCGAAUUGAAAAGCCCCAGCACGGCAGCAUCCCGAUCAGUUCCACUCACUCCAUCCACGCGCCACCACCUCCGAAAAUGAGGGUGUUCUGUGUCUUAGUGUUCAGUGUUGCGCUCGUCCUCGCCGACGAAGCCGCCAAGCAGGAGAAGCAGGAGGGCGGCGACAAGCAGAAGCGAAGCGGCUUUGGUGACUUCGGCGGAUUCGGCUAUGGCCUCGGCGGCGGCCACGGCUUCAACGGCGGCCUCGGCGGAUUCGGCCAGGGCCUCAACGGCCUCAACGGCGGCUACGGCCAGGGCCUAGGAUACGGCCAGGGCCUAGGAUACGGCUACGGACACGGCCACUCCAUCGAGAAGACCAUUACCAUCAACAAGGAGGUCCCCGUCCCGUACCCCGUCCACGUCGAGAAACAAGUCCCGGUCCCCGUCCACGUCAAAGUCCCCGUCGACCGCCCCUACCCCGUCCAAGUCCCCGCUCCCUACCCCGUCCACGUUGAGAAACAAGUCCACGUCCCUGUCCAAGUCCCCGUCCCUGCACCCUACCCCGUCGAGAAGCGCGUCCCCUACCCCGUCCAAGUCCCCGUCGACAGGCCCUACCCCGUCCACGUACCCAAACCCUACCCAGUCUACGUUGAAAAGAAAGUCCCUUACCCUGUCGAGACGCACGUCCCUGUCCCUGUCCAAGUCCCCGUCGACCGUCCCUACCCGGUCCAUGUUCCUGUUGAGAAGCCAGUGCCUUACCCAGUCGAGAAGCAUGUCCCGUACCCGGUGAAGGUCCCAGUCGACAGACCGUACCCUGUCCAUGUCCCACAACCGUACCCAGUCCACGUUGAGAAGGCUGUGCCAUACCCCGUCGAAAGGCCGGUGCCCUACCCGGUCAAGGUGCCCGUCAGGGAGCCCUACCCCGUUCACGUACCGGUUGAGAAGCCCGUCUACGUUCCAGUCAAGUCCCACGGACCCUCCCACGGAUACGGACACGGAUGGUAAACGCAAUCACGAUCAUGAUCUCCGCAGCAUGUCACUUCAACAUUACAGUGUUGACAGACCCGUGCAUUUCCAACAGUGUUCCUAGGACAGCCUCAACAAGUGAACACCGGAAGAAGUGAAUGUUUAAGACAGAUACAGUGCAACCUAGAAUUCAUUUUCGCGGUCAUACGAGGUAAUCAUACUUUUUUGACAGUAAUUGUCCAACUUCAAAAUAAUUUUAUUAUUUUGCAGUCGUAAAGGUCCAAACCAGGUGUUUUUUAACAUGGGGGCUCUUUUGACGCAUAAAAAGUGAUAAGUCUUAAAAAGUGUGUCGCUCUGGAGUGAGUGGAUCAAUUGGAUCAUUCAUAAAAUGUAGCAUUAAUGGAAUUUUUUUCAUCCCGGUUUUACUCAAUUUAUUCCUUGUUCUGCGAAUCAAUUUAACUUAUCCCAUUGAAUUCAAGAAUCAUGAGAUAGUAGUAACCAAUGUUGCGUCAAAUGAUGAUUCGCGAAAAUAUGAGAGAAAGCAAAGUUUUAUCAAAAUUAUUACAAUUGUUAAAUUUUUCUACGUUAAGAGUGGAAGUUACAAAAACACCGUGUCCCUUUCUCAGUGCAAAAAGGCAGUUUUUUAUCAUGCGAUUCCAAACAAAAAUAUAUUAUAUAUUUUUUCACUGGUUUUUGGAGACUAACUUGAUCGCUUGCUUUGACCGUCCCUUUAAUUCUUUGCGAAGACUGAUCCAAAAUUAUGCAGAGCAACAUUAUUUUACAUUUUUUAAUUUGAAUACUCAUCAAAGUUACCAUUCAUUUUUUGUACCAAUAAUUCAGAACAUUUUUUAAGAACAAUUGAAUAAAUAUUUGUUCAUGAAAUGUUCAAAAUGUGAUAUUUGUAAAUACAGUUUAUAUCUAACGUUUAAAAUUGAAGUGAAAUAAAAAUUUCGUCUGUUUU
Molecule: messenger RNA, 1919 nt
Organism: Bemisia tabaci
Lineage: Eukaryota; Metazoa; Arthropoda; Insecta; Hemiptera; Aleyrodidae
Source: RefSeq, a predicted model, not a curated record